This is a messenger RNA of Alosa sapidissima (American shad), 2125 nucleotides long. Its product is annotated as E3 ubiquitin-protein ligase TRIM35-like. Gene Ontology annotation, molecular function: protein binding; zinc ion binding. The coding region runs from base 98 to 1480 and encodes 460 amino acids. NCBI's taxonomy places the organism in Eukaryota, Metazoa, Chordata, Actinopteri, Clupeiformes, Clupeidae. The record is from RefSeq and is a predicted model, not a curated record. The transcript has 6 exons.
UGAGCCUCCUGAAAGUGAAAGUAAAUCAGUGUGAGUGAGAGAGCAACAACGGGGAGGGAGCUUUGCUCUGGGCACACUGUUUACAACAACUUAGAAAAUGGCUUCAAAGCUGCAAGAAGAGUUCUCUUGUCCUGUGUGCACGGAGAUCUACAAGGACCCUGUGCUCCUGUCUUGUAGUCACAGCUUCUGUAAAGUCUAUCUGCAGCAGUUCUGGGAUACCAAACCAUCCAGAGAAUGUCCAGUCUGCAGGAGGAGGUCAUCAAGGGACACACCACCAACUAACCUGGUGUUAAAAAACUUGUGUGAGGUGUACUUACAAGAGAGAAGUCAGAGAGGACCACUGUGUCUUCUCCAUGGUGACCCACUCAGGCUGUUCUGUCAUGAUGAUCAGCAGCUCGUGUGUUACUCGUGUCGAGACUCAAAACUCCACAGGAGUCACCGGUGCAGUCCUGUUGAUGAAGCAGCAGCUGACCGGAAGGAGGAGAUCAAAAUCAAACUAGAUGCCAUAAAACAGAAGCUGAAGGCUUUUGAAAAAGCAAAACUCACCUCUAAUGAAACAGCUGAACACAUUAAGACUCAGGCCGAGCACACAGAGAAAUGGAUCAAGGAAGAGUUUAAGAAGCUUCUCCAGUUUCUACUAGAUGAAGAGGCAGCCAGGAUAGCUGCACUGAGGGAGGAAGAGGAGCAGAAGAGUCAGAUGAUGAAGGAGAAGAUUGAGAAGAUGAGCAGAGAGAUCUCAUCUCUUUCAGACACAAUCAGAGCCGUAGAAGAGCAGAUGCAACCUGAUGAAAUCACAUUCCUGCAGAGCUACAAGAGCACAGUGGAAAGAGCCCAGUGCACACUGCAGGAUCCAGAGAGGGUUUCAGGAGCUCUGAUCAAUGUGGCAAAGCACCUGGGCAACCUGAAGUUCAGAGUCUGGGAGAAGAUGCAGGACACUGUUCAGUACACUCCUGUGACUCUGGAUCCCAACACUGCACACCCACUUCUCAUCCUGUCUGAGGAUCUGACCAGUGUGAGAUAUAACGAGAGACAGCAGCUUCCUGAUAACCCAGAGAGAUUUGAUAGGUGGGCCAGUGUCCUGAGCUCUGAGGGCUUUAACUCAGGGACUCACUGCUGGGAUGUGGAGGUUGGGGAGAACACACGGUGGGAGGUGGGUGUGAUGGCAGAGUCUCUCCAGAGGAAGGGAGACUACACCUCCAUGAGUGGAUGCUGGUGUGUGGUGUAUAAUGGUGCUGCAUAUGCAGCACUUGCUCCCCCACAGCCCUACACUCUACUCACAGUGAAGCAGAAACUCCAGAGGAUCAGAGUGCAGCUGGACUGGGACAGAGGAAAGCUGUCAUUCUCUGACCCUGAUAAUAACACACACCUGCACACUCUCACACACACAUUCACUGAGAGAGUGCUUCCAUACUUCAAUAGUUCAUUUCUUCUGAGGAUCUUACCUGUAGGGGUCUCUGUAACAGUGAAGGCCUCACAGUAGAGCAGCUCAGGUAGAAUUGAUAGUUCCUCUGUCUGGACCAGGACUGACCUACAGAGAGGGAUGGAGACCAGUGGAGGUCAGUGACGAAUCACUAAUAACAGCACUGAUAUGUAUCAGGACUGGUCUGCAUGAUGAAUCACUAAUAACAACACUGAUAUGUAUCAGGACUGGUCUGCAAAAUGAUUCAUACUGCAGCCUGGAAAAUAUUGAUUUAAUUUUGAAUUUCUCUUGACCAAUAUGUUUGUUCUGACUUAAAAUGACACUGCCACAUGCCAAAAGACAAUGUAGACUCAUGGAAUAAAAAAUAAGCAGUUUCAUCUUAUUUAACAUUUCUAUGAAAAAUGGCAUGUCCCAAAUUAUUCAUGCCCUUUCUAAAUAACAAAUGGAAACAUCUUUAUUUGCUCUUGAUAUGGUUCUUAUAUCUUAUAAUACCUACCAAGCUUCUCCAUCUCUCUACAAUGAUUCUAGACCGCACCUUUUUAGCAGCAAUCAAGGAUUUUCAGUCAGGAACGAUUAUUUGCCAUCACUCUGUCCUUGUGCUCACUUUUUUUACAGAUUGAGGUCUGUACUAUGGCUGGGCCACUCUAAAAUGUUGAUAUUGUUCUCUGUUAACCAUUUCUUGUCUUGUUUGGCUGUAUGAUUUGG